Messenger RNA from Carassius carassius (crucian carp), 1261 nucleotides. Its product is annotated as caspase b-like. The record is from RefSeq and is a predicted model, not a curated record. NCBI's taxonomy places the organism in Eukaryota, Metazoa, Chordata, Actinopteri, Cypriniformes, Cyprinidae. Gene Ontology annotation, biological process: proteolysis. Bases 107 to 1261 code for a protein of 384 amino acids. Gene Ontology annotation, molecular function: cysteine-type endopeptidase activity. The transcript is spliced from 8 exons.
AUUUGACAGAGGCUUUACAUCUUAACAGAAAGUAAACCUCUAAACAAAGAAACAACCGAGUGCAGACUGUACACAGAAACUUUCUUCAACCAGAAUUUGACACGAAAUGGACACCAAAAGUGUGAUGACUGAGGCACUUGAGCAUCUUGUGGAUAAAGAGCUCAAACAAUUCAUCUGGCAUCUGUGCAAUGGGGUCAUACAAGGCACUGAUCCGAUUCCGAAAGCAAAGCUUCAGAAUCCUGAGCGUGAGGAUGUGGUGGACUGCAUGGUACAGCAUUACGACGAUGAUGCUGGGAAGAUCGCAGUCCAAGCACUACGCAAAAUGAAACAAAACGAGCUUGCAAAGAAGCUUGAACUCAAACUUAAAGUUCCACAGCCUGUGAAGGAAGACACAAUAGAUGGUCCUAAGCCUAUGGAGCUGCAGCCCAUCCAGGCUGACUGGCAGAGACCAAACAGUAUUACCAAAUGCAGCCUGAAACUUAAGAACACACUUCUUGAACAAAAUGGAAAUGAUGUUUAUAUGCCAACGAGCAGGUCUCAGAGGAAAGGUUCAGCCCUGCUGAUCACCAACAUUAAAUUCGACUACAUAAGAGACAGGAAAGGGGCAGAGAUAGAUGAGGCGAACAUGGACUGGCUGCUGACAGCUUUGGGUUACACAGUUGAGAAACACAGAAAUCUCUCUGGAAACGCAAUAAAGAGAGCAUUCGAGGACUUCUCUAAAUGUCAUGAACAUAAAGACUCGGACAGCACCUUUGUGGUUAUCAUGUCCCAUGGGAACAGAAUCCAAAAUAAAGAUGCAAUUAUAGGUGUCCAUUAUCAGGAAGAUAAACACCCCACUGAUUACUUCUUUAUUGAGGACAUCUUCACCCAUCUGAACUCGGAGAACUGUCCCGCUCUGAUUGAUAAACCAAAGGUUAUUCUCAUUCAGGCCUGCAGAGGAAACCAUGAAGGAGGUGUGUAUGUUCAUGACAGUGUGCCUGAAUCAGACUCCUGGGUUCACAAGGAGAAAGACUUUGUCUGCUUCAUGUCCACCAUCCCUGGAGUCUAUGCGUACAGGAGUACUGUCGAUGGAAGUUUUUUCAUCAGCUACAUAGUGGAUGAGCUCAGUAAGAGCGCUCAUAAAGAUGACAUUAUGGAGUUGUUCAGGAAGGUCGCCUCACGAAUGGAGAAAGACGCACAAUUCACAAUUCGGGAAAAAAUACUGCCGUGUUUUGAGAGGACAUCCCUUGUAAAGAAAUUUUACCUGUUCCCUGGGCUCUAA